CGUGUAAAUAAGCGACGUGACGUUUUUUAAAAUGUGGGUAUCUUUAUAUUGAAAUUUAUGGUAUGGUCACGAGGUAAUAAUGGAGAAAAUUUGCCCCCCUCCCCCCCUUUCACCUUUGUCAAAUUUCAUCAAUGCUGUUGCUUGAAAUGUUUGUCAGUGGAUUUACUUGUUCGUGUGUUUUAGGCAGGACCGUUUUUGAUAACUUUCGAUUGUUUGAGAUGAAAAAGUUUAACUUGUAUGAAUAUUUCCAUUAUCACUUUAUCUACUUAUCUAUAAAUUGCAUAGUUUUGGUCGGAUGAAAGGUCAGUAUUUUCCAAUUUUCAACAGUAUAAUUUCCUUUAGCCUGCCUGCCUUGAGCCUGCCAUUAAACUGUUCAUGAUGUAACCAAAUCUGUCUGAAAGCGGAAACAUCUCGUCAUCAAAGUUGAAUUGUCUGAAAUAGGAGAUCAACUGUUUUAGAAACACGAGGAGGCUCUAUGCACUUUUUAUAAACGUGUUUUCGUGACUGUGUCCAAGACAGGGUUCCUAGUUUCUGAAUUACACACCAGCUAGCACUUUCACAUUUGCCACUUACAGAGGCGGAUCCAGAGUGAGUUCCUUGAUGCACAGAACUCAGUCAGUUUUCCAAUUUACUUUUCCUUUUAACCUACAUUGCCACUCGACAAUGCCACCUUUUGGGCAAGGCAAAACGACCAUACAUCCCCUUAUAGAAGAACCCCGUUAAGGCGGUAUAGGUUUUAAGAAACAAGGCAGUAUGAUUCUUUUCCGAUUCACCCUGUUGAUAGGGCCUUUUGUGUUAAUUUCAGAUAACCAGCUAUUUUAGCGAUAUAUUUAUCCAGCAGUAUCAAAACAGCAUUUGAUAGCGUAAAAGGAUCUGCCAACAUUUGAUUGUUUUCAUUAAAUUCACAAAUGGCCAAAAUCGAAUAUUUGUUUGAAAGAGAUCUUUCUGAAGAAAUCUGCCGUCUAAUCAAUUUUUAUCUACAUGUGAUGGGAUUAUUUAUUGGUGUCCCAGUAGGAAGUCUUCUAUUAAAAUCUUUCCAAUUAUUCGUUUUUAAAACAACAUGAAUGUGAGAAUCAACAAAGUCCCAUUAUUUCGCAAUGAAAUUGCUUCUUUUCUGUUGAUCCCUUUUUUGUAUAUUUUCACAAUGCUGAGUCUAUUGAGAAACACGACUUAGUUCCCUUUCAACUGUUUACUCGUCUGAAAGGAGUUUACAUCCGGUAGUUGGUAUUGAUUCAAAUUCCCCUCGGAUCAAGAUCCAAGCCAUAUUCAAUCGGCGUAGGCUUUUUGUUUUGCUAUGUAAUCCCGUUGCAUCGAUGACGUCAUUGCGCGAGUUUUAGACAGGGUUGCCAGUUUGGAUUUUUCUAAUCCAAAUUCCAGAAAUUUGGAUUUAUGAAAAUUUGUUUGGCUUUCAAAAUAUGAUUUGGAUUUGGCCCAAAAUUUGGCUUAUUUUGGAUUUAUAUGAAAAAUUCUCAAAAUUUUUCCGAACAUUUGAAUUUUUAAAAAAUAUUUCGGUUAACAUCUGUUUCAAUUUAAUUGGAUAACACCUUUUAGUCCAUUUCUCUGAGACUUUCAGGUUUCUUUUUUAAGGUAGAACAUGAUGUGUGAAGUGAUAUAACAUGUUUAUCCCUGGUGCGAUGAAAUUAUGUAAAUGUGAAUACUUUUAUCGUCGCUGUUAAACAAGCUUCUGAUGGAUCACAAAACGCUUUUUGCAAGUUAUGUCACUAAGCAAUUGCUCCAAAAGCAUCUAAUCUGUCGAACCACGAGAAAUCAGAAAGACAUGCAAAGAAUAUGAAUUCUAUUAAUUAUACCUUAUUUUUGAGAGCAAUUCUCGGAUAAUUUUAAAUUAACAUUAAUUUGCAAAAUCUUUAGAUGCCUCGUUUUCAUUUCUUCGAUUCUAUUGUUCUAAAACCUCGUUUUCAUAUUUGGCUUAAUUUGGAUUUUUGACACACAAGAUUUGGCUUUGGCCAAUUUUGAGACCUGGCAACCCUGGUUUUAGAGCUAGUCCAUGUGCUGCAGGUUAGGGUCCAUCUAGAUUUACGAGGAUGAAGAAUGCGGUGUCUCGCCUAAUGCUCGAAUUACCUCUGUUCUAGUCUGAGUGUAGGCGGACUGGAUUCUUCGUACCACGAAAACAUUAAAACCGGAAUGUUAUGACAUUGGUAGAAAAGUUAUCAGAAAUUUUCUUUUUGAAGGAUUACGAUAGAGAUCAGACUGCUUGCGUAAUACUUGUCUCAAUUUUAAAUGAGUAGCAUUGCUGUUAUUUUGAAGACUGACAAAAGCGGGUGAAUAUAUUUGUUUUUCCGUGAACAGCUGGUCCCAAUCUCAAGACUCGAGCUCAUUAUUAAAAAGUUUCAGGAAAUAUUAACGGCAGACGCGGCCAACUUGAAUUCAGUGCACAUGGAUAAAACCAACAGCUCCGAAGUGGGCAGGCUUGCGUGCUUUGGUCUCAAGACAAUUCUAUUUGAGAGUAAAAGCUCUGUCGUCAUCACAGCAAUCGGAGUUUCAAUUUUCAAUACGAUACUUGCAUUCACUGCAACAUUUGGGAAUGGUUUGAUGAUAUUCGUCUUGGCCACAAAACGGAGUCUCAAGUCGCCAUCAAAUCUUCUUAUUUGCAGCUUAUGUGUGACAGAUUUCAUCGUUGGUCUUAUUGUUCAACCAUUGCAUGUUGUCUCGCGUGUUUACGAGAUUCGCGGGAUUCACCUUUGCAAAGUAAAGCUUACCUACGCUUACUUCGCCUUUUUAUGCAGUGGUGCCUCGUUUUUAAAUGUCACUCUCAUAAGCAUGGACAGAUGCUAUGCUGUAUGUCGUCCAUUUCUUUACGAAGCAAACGUCACAACGAAGAAGUAUUCAGUUGCAGUUGCUGUAAUGUGGGCAUCCUGGAGUGCCUUGACACUGCUUCCUUUUGUUGGCGUCAUCAGCACCAAUAGCUAUAAUCUCGUGCUUUUUCUGGCCCUGAUCGCCUGUAUUGUGGCAAUUUUCAUUUGUUACGGUUGCAUUUACGUCGUGGCGAAACGACUGAGAAAUGCAGUAGCUCCUCCCGCGUGUGUAGGUAGCGAUAAAGAAAGAAAGACUGUCGUGAAGAGAGCCAAUGAACAGCAAAAAACAAACACCGUGGCUAUACUCAUAACAAUAUUGAUUCUUUGUUAUGCACCAAAUGUAACUUGUGGCUUGUUGGAGAGUGUUCUUGGAUUCAGUUUGGAUUUGGCGUACGUCGCGUGGCAUUGGACUGGCCUACUUGUUUUUGCGAAUAGCUCAUUCAACCCCCUCCUUUACUGCAUAAGGAGCAGUGACAUUAGACGAGUUGUCUACCGCGAGAUUAACCGAAGAACCGGACUUCUUAGUCAAAACGUAGGCUCCACUGUGACAUGAGGAUGUUUCCUUUACUGUAGAUGCCAACUUUUAAUGACAGUUUAAUUUAUUCUUUUGAAUUUGACAGCGUUCUAACGUUAUUUAUUUGUCAACUUAUUAAGUAACAUCAAUGAGCGAGCUAUUUGUUAAACAAAGUCAUAUCAGUAUAUUUCUUGAAAGGAAUAAUGGAUUGAAGAAAAGUAUGCAAUAUAGAAAAUAAAGUUUUUUAUUUAGUUUAACGCACAAUUUACGAUAAUUUUAUAUUUCAAGAAUAUAUUAUCAUCGUUGCUGAACAAGUGUGGUGUUAAUUAACAUUCUGGAAUACUUUAGUAAUGCAAUUACACGGGCUUCGAUGCAGGUUGCAAACUAGGGGGAGGAGGGGGGGGGGGGCGAGAGAAAAUUUAACAAUCAUAACAAAAUUUAUUGAACAAAAUUCUAAGCAAAAAAGUGGGAUGGCCAUGCCCCCUUCGUCGGAGGCCUUGAAAUACAUCCGAACUGAUAAAGACGUGUGAAGGGACCUUUCUGCUGCGUCUAUAUUAGCAAAAGUUUACAAAAGUCUAUCCUAACAUUGGCAAGGAGCCUCCAAACUAUACACUUCUAGACAGAAAUUGAUUUGUUCUACAAAACAUAUGGUAGCUUGACGUAAUCAUAGUUCAUAAUUUUUGUCAAAAACCGCUCUCUGAUCAUUUGAUUUGAACUUCGAUUAGAAAAAGCUUGAAGGAUUAUACAAAGUGAAUUGGAAGUCAAAUCCUGAUAAACGGAGUAUAAAUUUCGUGUUUCGGUUAUUUGAAAUCACCUGCAUAUGUCUUCAGUUUCCCAAAUUUUUCAAUGAGUGUGUUGAUAAAACUCAUUUUUCGUCAGAAAAGGAAGUUUAAAGUCCAAUAAGCUAUGACCAGUUAAAAAAGCUAUCAAAACUGAGACUUUGUAAUGUAACCCAAGUAAAUCAAUAGAAGAUGCAUAAUUUUGCUUUCUUAAAGGCGAAAGUUUCUUUAGUAUUUAACAGCUCUAAAACUGAAUGUAAGUUUGAUUGGCAGAGCUUGUUCCCACUUCUUUAUUUCGUAUGCAAAGUUUAAAUUUCUUCGUUUCUUUGUAAAUCUGCUCAUCUUGAACUUGUGUUACCAUUUGACUAGACGCCUGUGUCUAAAUCGAUGCAUUUAUCACAAAUUAUUACGUUGUUCCACAUAUUCAGCUGUUGUGUCCGGAUUUUCAUUUGGGACAGGGCGUGUGGGUUACAAUACUGUGACGUAAUUUCUAUAUGAGAUUAUGUACCUGGUUUAAUCGCUUUGGAAAUGAUUAAUACAUAAUCGCUUUGAUUAUGUAUCCGAGUUUCGCUUUGGAAAUUAAGAUCAUAUAAGGAUAAAAAGGAUUUGAUAAAAACGAACAAAUGUUGAACGAUAAAGAACUAUAUGCAUGUAGUGUAUAUCAACAUGUCUAUGCAUGAAAUGUGAAGAAUUAACAUAUAUAUGUAUCUAGCAUCUUAGGCACAAUAUAUUUAGGAUUCGAUGCAGAUUCCUCUGGAAAUACGACUCUUUGUAGCUCCAGCACACAGACUCUCUUUUAGGAAGUCUUUGAUUUUUGAGAGGAGAUUGUUAGGAAAUUUUUGCUUCGCAAUUGAAUAACGUGUUGCGUGGUUUCAAAACUAAUAUCUGAUAAGUUAGUGUGGGCGGAUCAUCGACCCUUAGGCUUGGUUUUGUAUCAAAUGACGUGCAUUUUUGGUCAGCGUGUAUCACUAUUGAGUUUCUUUUGAAUGUUUGCCACUUCAUCAACCAAAUCCCUUCGCAAUUCGUGGGACAGUUAGAACGCUGACCUGACGACACUAUCAGUUGUUUUGAAAUCAUUCAGUUAGAUUCAUAGAGGGUCUGAAGGGGUAACGUGGCACUUCUAGAACCCUUCAAUUGGAAUUCCUAUGCUGGGGCAGGGCUUUUGCCAGCUGGGAUUGAAAAAAUGUGGUUUUAGCAAUAAAUUUGAAAGGGUAUUUUCUUCAUUCAACGUUAAAUCAAGCCGUUUUCUAAAUGCUUGAAAGCAAUAAAGAUGUCGAUUCACCAGUUGAAAGCAAUGAAAUUGUCAGCAAGAAUAGCUCAUAGUUUUUAUCGUUUUGGGUAUUUCUAUGAGGGGAAGCACCAAAUAACAUUUGUCCCAGCUGCCAAAAGAGGUUUGCUGAUGGCUUAAAACUGUUUUGGACUCUGCUUGUGAUCUUACAGGCUUCUGUUAUCACUAGCUGCCUACCACUUGUUUUGUAUAUUUGUUAACUGGAACUCAAAAGUACGUUUGUCUUCAGCACUGCAUUUUACUAUUAGUCAGCAUCGAAUCUCCCGUUGAAAACUGUAAAUUCAAAAAGAACUGAUUGAACAAAUCAUUAAUUGAAUCCUGAUUUU
Rhopilema esculentum is the source of this 5720-nucleotide messenger RNA. Its product is annotated as trace amine-associated receptor 4. The record is from RefSeq and is a predicted model, not a curated record. Gene Ontology annotation, biological process: G protein-coupled receptor signaling pathway. Gene Ontology annotation, cellular component: membrane. Gene Ontology annotation, molecular function: G protein-coupled receptor activity. Lineage: Eukaryota; Metazoa; Cnidaria; Scyphozoa; Rhizostomeae; Rhizostomatidae.